AUGCCAAAGCGAAACUCUACCUUUGUGACUGACUUUCUCUUUGAAGGCUUCUCCAGCUUUGGUUGGAAACAUCGGCUUAUCUUCUUUGUUGUUUUUCUAACAUUGUACCUGCUGACUCUGUGUGGCAACGUGAUCAUCGUGACUAUUAUCCACCUGGACCGUCACCUCCACACACCAAUGUACUUCUUCCUGGCGGUGUUGUCUAUCUCUGAUACCUGCUACACUGUUACCAUUAUUCCCCGUAUGCUUUCUGACCUCCUGAGUCCUUAUCAUACUAUUGCUUUUCAAGACUGUGUGACCCAACUCUUCUUUUAUCUAACUUUUGGUAUCAACAACUGCUUCUUACUCAUGGUCAUGGGAUAUGACCGUUAUGUGGCCAUCUGUAACCCUCUGAGGUAUUCAGUGAUCAUGGGUAGGAAGGCCUGCAUCUACUUGGCCUCUGGUUCACUGGCAAUUGGUCUGUGCAUGGCCAUUGUCCAGGUUACUUCUGUGUUUGGCCUGCCCUUCUGUGAUGGUUUUGUUAUCCCCCAUUUCUUCUGUGAUGUGAGACCUCUGCUGAAGCUGGCUUGCACAGACACCACUGUCAAUGAUAUCAUCAACUUUGUUGUCAGUGUCUGUGUCCUCAUUCUACCCAUGGGUGUGGGCUUCAUUUCCUAUGUCGUGAUCAUCUCCACUAUCCUCAAGAUUGCUUCAGCUGAGGGUCGGAAGAAGGCCUUUGCUACUUGUGCCUCCCACCUCACAGUGGUCAUCAUCCACUAUGGCUGCACGGCAAUAAUCUACCUGAAGCCUAAGUCUCAGAGUUUCCUGGGACAGGACAGACUCAUCUCAGUGACCUACACUGUCAUCACUCCUCUACUGAACCCUUUAGUUUAUAGCUUGAGGAAUAAGGAGGUCAAAGAUGCUCUGUACAGAGCCAUGUGUCAAAAGCCUCUUUCCUCUUAA
Molecule: messenger RNA, 942 nt
Organism: Nannospalax galili (Upper Galilee mountains blind mole rat)
Lineage: Eukaryota; Metazoa; Chordata; Mammalia; Rodentia; Spalacidae
Product: olfactory receptor 10J3-like
Exons: 1
Coding region: 1-942 (313 amino acids)
Biological process (GO): G protein-coupled receptor signaling pathway
Cellular component (GO): membrane
Molecular function (GO): G protein-coupled receptor activity; olfactory receptor activity
Source: RefSeq, a predicted model, not a curated record